This is a messenger RNA of Girardinichthys multiradiatus, 1802 nucleotides long. It is a transcript of the gene ptgr2, whose product is annotated as prostaglandin reductase 2. The record is from RefSeq and is a predicted model, not a curated record. Gene Ontology annotation, biological process: prostaglandin metabolic process. The coding region runs from base 367 to 1410 and encodes 347 amino acids. NCBI's taxonomy places the organism in Eukaryota, Metazoa, Chordata, Actinopteri, Cyprinodontiformes, Goodeidae. The transcript has 9 exons. Gene Ontology annotation, molecular function: 15-oxoprostaglandin 13-reductase [NAD(P)+] activity.
CGUUAUCACGGAAUAGAUUUUUAAUGACGUGUUAAUUGGUUUUAGUUGUUAUUGUUUCUUAAAUAAUCCACAUAAAAUCUCGGACGGUACGUAUAAAAAUAAGGAAUUUAACGAUAGCGGAAGCUGGAGGCAGGGAAGCCUCUCAAUGCCCAAUAGGUGGUGCGCAUCAUUAGUCAACCGGCGAAGCUUUUGAAACAGUUCGCAAACCAGGCCCAUCGGGCGGGGCUUACCCCAAGUGACAACAGAAUUGCGUGGAUACCAAGAUAAAAGUUGUCUUGAACAAUGAAUAGAGCGAGACACUGACCUGCCCCUGACUCUUGUCAUUGGUUGCCAGGUCGAGUCACCUGAGCCAACGCGACUAAAAGCAUGCAAGUGCAGAGAGUCGUUCUUAACUCUCGACCAGGUAAAAAUGGGGAGCCAAGCCCUAAAAACUUCCGCCUGGAACGGAUCAGUUUAACACCUGACCUGGAAAAUGGGCAAGUCCUUGUUCGGACUCUUUACCUCUCAGUCGACCCUUACAUGCGCUGUAGAAUGAAUGAAGACACCAGUGCGGAUUACCUGACUCCAUGGGAGCUGUCUGAAUGCGUGGACGGUGGAGGUGUUGGCGUGGUUGAAGCCAGCCGCUGCAGCGCUCUCACUGAUGGUGAUGUUGUCACUUCAUUCAACUGGCCUUGGCAGACUCAUGCUGUCAUGAUAGGAGAUGGUCUACAGAAGGUUGAUUUACAGAUGGUUGAUGGGCACCUUUCCUACUUUUUGGGAGCAGUUGGUAUAACUGGACUCACGGCACUGUUGGGAGUCAGGGAGAAGGGCCAUGUGACCAAAGGGGCCAAUCAGACAAUGGUGGUCAGCGGUGCAGCUGGAGCCUGUGGGUCCCUAGCUGGACAGAUCGGCCGGCUGGAUGGAUGUGUUAGGGUGGUUGGGAUAUGUGGUUCAGACGAGAAGUGCAAAUCUUUGGUCGAAGAUCUGGGCUUCUCUGCAGCAGUCAACUACCGCGGUGAGGACAUCUCUGCACGGCUUCAGGAUAUCUGUCCUGACGGCGUCGACGUCUACUUCGACAACGUAGGAGGCGCCGUCAGUGAAGCUGUCAUAGAGCAGAUGAACAAAGGAGGGCAUGUGAUCCUCUGUGGGCAGAUCUCCCAGUACAACAAGGAUGUGCCAUAUCCACCCCCUCUGAGCGAUAAGACACAAGAAAUCCUGCAAAGUCGAAGCAUCAUCCGGGAGAGAUUUAUAGUGCUUAGCUACAUGAGUAAAGCAGAAGCUGCCCUCUUUGAGCUCAGCCAGUUGGUAAAAUCAGCUCAAGUCAAGGUGCUGGAAACGGUGGUGAACGGUAUAGAAAACAUGGGAGUUGCAUUUUGCUCCAUGAUGAGAGGUGGAAACAUUGGCAAGCAAAUUGUAAAAAUAUCCGACUGAAGAAAACUGCCGUUGCUUCCAGCUUAGACGGCACUCCUAAUAUAUAUGUCCUGGGAAAAUGAAUCUACAGUUGCCUUUUAUCACCUCCAUUACUGUAACACUAACUUAAUAAACCCUUGUAGGUUUGUAACAUAAAAUAAAAUGAGAAAAUAAAUUGGCCACUCUUAUUUUCUAACUGUAUUAAAAAAAAGAAAUAAACCUGGAGCCAAUAAACAAAUGAGGCCCAGAUUAGAUGGAGCCCACUGGUUAUUAACUCUCCAGUGUUUGUAGUAGAUAAAUGUUUAAUAAGAACACAUCACUGAAGUACAUUUAUUCCUACACUAUUUUAACAUGUGCUGUAACAUUUUAAAUCCUUUUUUUUUCUGCAUAAGAAAAUAAAUGUGUUAAGAAGA